AUGAACUCUUCGCCCUAUCGCCACCCUUCUCCAGUAUCAUGGGGUCCAUCUUCGUCAUCGAUCCAUCGCACUUCAAAUUCAAGAGAGGACGUAUCAAUUCAUACACAACGAGAGAUGAGGCAGAUGAAGAGAGAACCCACUCACCAGAUUCACUCAGUCCCACCACUCAAAGAACAGGAAGAUACCAUGCCAGCAACAAGCGAUUUCGUUAAAAAGCUAUACAAAAUGUUAGAAGACCAUACCUUCUCCCAUGUCGUUUCAUGGGGUCCACAAGGUGACUGCUUCGUCGUGAAGGACAUGAACGAAUUUACAAAGUCUAUCCUCCCACGCAUGUUCAAGCAUUCAAAUUUUGCUUCCUUCGUCAGACAACUCAACAAAUAUGAUUUUCAUAAAGUAAAAACAUCCGACGACGCCCAAUUUGGCGAACACAGCUGGACAUUCCGACACCCCGAUUUCCAUGCCGACAGACGUGAUGCCCUUGAAAACAUAAAACGCAAAGUUCCUGCUGCACGUAAAUCUCUCCCUUCAUCCUCUAACGGCGGUCUCAGCGGCGGCAGAGGAGCAAGCUCCGGUAGCCCUAAUGAUAAUCUAUUCGCUACGAAUGAGAGUUUGAGGAAUCAAAUCGGGAGGGCUGAAGAGCGAAUCAGGGUGUUGGAGCGUCAGUACGGGGACGUGCUUGUUGAGAUGGUCAAUUUUCAGAAGGGGAUGGCGCAACAGGAUAGUUUGAUGCAGGGAUUGAUACAGUAUUUUUUAGGGGAGGGAGGUAAGCCCAAAGACCCGUCAGAUGCUACCUCCCAAACCGCCGCCGGGUCUUCUACCACCGCUUCAGCACCCCUUGCUCCAGCAUCGGUGUCUCAGUCGACCGUAUCUCAACCACCACCUCAAACUCCCAUCCACAGCGAACAAUUCGUUCCCGCUCAAGAACUCGGCCUUCAAGAUCCAGAUAUGGUCGCGCGGCUGAGUCUGGUGCAGAUGAACGAAAUGUCGAGGCGGGCUGCGAGCGACGCAGAGUUUACGACCCCAACUUCGAUGCCGAGGUCGGGUUCUGGUGCUUCGGGGUCGUCAGCGGGUGAGGAGAUGCAUAUGCAGCGGACGAGUGGGACGCAUUUGCAUCGAGGGGGGCAACAUCAGCAACAGCAGCAGUCGUCAUCUCAAGCAUCGACACAUGACGGGAAUGCUACGUUUCUCCUUCCCCCUGAUAUGAACUGGGAUGCGCCGACGACGAUGCAUGAGGGCCUGCAAGUUUUUACGGUUGGACAUCUGCUGCCCCGGAGUAGCGCGGAGGAUCAAAAUGGGAAUUGGGUGUUCAAUGCUAAUCCUUCGGCGGGCGCUGUGGCUCCGCCUGCAGAAGGUGAAAAAGUCGUACGUCCGACGUUGUCCAAUGGACGAUCUUCGACUGCGCCUACGACUAUCCGUGUUCGACGCUCUACGUUCGUGCCAGGGUGGGCUGUUCCCCCUAGGGUGUUGCUUGUGGAUGACGAUGCGGUGAGCAGGAGAUUGAGCAGCAAGUUCUUGCAGGUGUUUGGAUGCAUGAUCGAUGUUGCUGUGGAUGGCGUUGGAGCUGUGAAUAAGAUGAACCUUGAAAAAUAUGAUUUGGUGUUAAUGGAUAUUGUGAUGCCCAAAAUGGAUGGAGUUAGCGCUACGAAUCUCAUACGCCAAUUCGACCAUAUGACGCCCAUCAUUAGUAUGACGUCUAAUUCAAAGCCGAGCGAGAUUAUGACUUAUUAUUCAUCUGGAAUGAAUGAUAUUUUGCCCAAGCCGUUCACAAAGGAGGGGCUGUUGGAUAUGUUAGAGAAACACCUUAUGCAUCUCAAAGUUAUCCAACAAAUGUCGAAAAUACCACGUUCGCUCGGCGUCCCUCCUCUCUCAGACCCAUCUUUUAGCGAAGCACUCGCAGUUGGGGCGUCGCAAUUACAACGACAUGCUUCAUCAUCCAAUCCCAGUUCAUCAUCUAAUUCAUCCUCCUCUUCCAGUGUGCACGCGAUGGGAAUGUCGGGAUACGACGAUGAUGGACGAAUCAACCCUUUAGCCGGGAUGGGUCUAUCUGACGAGCGAUACGCAGCGAUUCUCAGAGAUAUCGUCACUCAGGAGAGUUUUUCUGGCGUAGGAGUGCCCGAGGGCUUUUCGUUCGGUCUCGCAGGUGCCUUGGGUCCUGAGAUGGGAGGGGGGAAGCGGGGAUUGGAUGAUGAGAGCGAUGGGAGAGAGGGGAAAAGGGGACGGUUUGAGAUCAUCGAGUGA
Messenger RNA from Suillus bovinus, 2238 nucleotides. Its product is annotated as HSF-type DNA-binding-domain-containing protein. The transcript is spliced from 10 exons. Gene Ontology annotation, biological process: regulation of DNA-templated transcription; phosphorelay signal transduction system. The coding region runs from base 1 to 2238 and encodes 745 amino acids. NCBI's taxonomy places the organism in Eukaryota, Fungi, Basidiomycota, Agaricomycetes, Boletales, Suillaceae. The record is from RefSeq and is a predicted model, not a curated record. Gene Ontology annotation, molecular function: sequence-specific DNA binding; DNA-binding transcription factor activity.